CCCACUUUUCCCUUGGUUAUCGAUAGCUAGUGGGUGUGGCGGUGAUGUGACAGCCAUCCAGCUAUUGCGAGACAUCCAUACACUUCAACCUAAACUGCGCAACAACAGAACUUUUGUAGAAACGUCAACCCUCGAUACGCGUGUCGUUGGAAUACCCCGAGAUGGCCCGCAAAAUGCCAGACGCAUGUCUACAGAGUCUUAGUUGCCUGUAUGCAUGCGUAAGCGGAAGUCAAGCAUAUCUCUAUCCGGUCCUAACCACUCGCUCAUUACAUACACGGGCACUUCUACUUUAGACAGUCACUUGAGACUCCUAAGAUAUAUAGAUCUAACUGUUCUAGAUCUUCUUUCUACAUUGAUAACCGAUACCCUCGAUCCCCAUUUCUCAAGUUUAUAACCCAGUUCACUACCAACAACUUAACAUCCACCAAAAUGAAGGUCUGCACAGUCCUCGCCCUCUUCGCGGCUACUGCCGUAGUAGCUCAGAGGGAUACCGAGAUUGGUACUGGGGAUGCUACGGCUACGGCUACAGCCACGGCUACGGCGGCAGUACCCGCAACCGCAACUGGCACAGACGUUGCCAAUAGUGGUGUCAGUAGUGCUACUGGCAGCGCUGACGUUGAUACUAGCGCUACCAGCGAUGCAGUUGCAGAAACCACUAGUAGCGACAUCGUUGUUGCUACCAGUGCCAGCGACGCUGCAUCUCCUACCACUAUCGUUGUACUCCAGAGCACAACUGACGCGGAAUCCUCUGUUGUAGCCGGAACCGAUAUCGCCAGCUCUACCGCCGUCCAGGAAGCAGCUACCACAGACGUGGUUGGAACAGGAUCGGUUGAAACGGCAUCGGCUACAUCCGGAACGGCUGGAACCGGUGUUGCCUCAGCAUCUUCCAGCUCGGAAUCGGGUGUUAAUACUACUCUCGCGACCAGCGUUAAAGGUGGCGGAGAAGCUACCGCCUCUCCUUCUGGCCCCAGUGGCACUUUCGACAUUGGCGACUCGUCUGAGACUUCAAGCUCAACUCUCGUGCCGGAUGCCGGCGCCGGCGCCACAUUCGGAGCCGGUUCUAACAGCAUGUUGGCUCUUGUCGCUCUGGCCGCAGCCGCCGUGUUGAUUUAGAAGACGUGCGCAAUGCGCCCGGACCGAAUAAGUUUCCACGACAUCUAUAUGCUGUAUAAGCCUAUCGCUAGAUA
Molecule: messenger RNA, 1187 nt
Organism: Daldinia vernicosa
Lineage: Eukaryota; Fungi; Ascomycota; Sordariomycetes; Xylariales; Hypoxylaceae
Exons: 2
Coding region: 430-1113 (227 amino acids)
Source: RefSeq, a predicted model, not a curated record